Molecule: messenger RNA, 1549 nt
Organism: Xiphophorus maculatus (southern platyfish)
Lineage: Eukaryota; Metazoa; Chordata; Actinopteri; Cyprinodontiformes; Poeciliidae
Gene: rilpl2
Product: Rab interacting lysosomal protein like 2
Exons: 4
Coding region: 331-918 (195 amino acids)
Biological process (GO): cilium assembly
Cellular component (GO): cytoplasm; ciliary basal body
Molecular function (GO): protein dimerization activity
Source: RefSeq, a predicted model, not a curated record
AUUCGGAGGAACAGAUGAUCAGGACGAGCUUUAUGGUUUUCCUUUAAAUCGACGACCUCCGUUUACGCUUUGAUGGUCUCCGAGUGAACUGUCCUAACCGUAGACGAUCUUUGAGCUCACCUGUCGCUAGGAUACUUUGCCCUCCUCUGCUGCCACGCCAUUGGAGGAUGAGUGAUGGGGGAAGUAUUGCUCCGCUGGAAGUUCGUUACCUUCGUUUAGAAAAUCCAAGUCUAAAACAGAGAGCAGUCGCUGUGUUUGGAACUUUUUAGGUGCUCUGUUGUGUCAAAAGUGACUUUAUUCCGUGAUCUUAAGGAGUCCAGCCGCGUCGCGAUGGAGUUUGGUGAAGAAUCGUCGCCUGCUCUGGCCUUCGAGAAGGACGCUUUUGAGCUCACUGUCGAAGAUGUGUAUGACAUCUCCUACGUGAUCGGCCGAGAUUUGUUAAAAAUAAGCAGCACCGGUGAAGAAGUGUCGGACUUACAGUUCAGGAUAGUCCGAGUCCUGGAAAUGUUUGAAACUCUGGUGAACAAGUACAAUCUGUCAGUGGAGGAGCUGAAAAUGGAGCGGGACAACCUGAAGGCAGAGCUGGACAGGAUCAUCAGGGAGGGCUCUUCCUCCUCCGGACAGAGCGGGCAGCAAACUGUGGGAGCUAAUCAACUGGUGGUGGACCUGAAUGACCCCAACAGACCGCGCUUCACCAUGCAGGAGCUGAAGGAGGUUCUGCAGGAGAGGAACCAGCUGAAGGCUCAGCUCAUGGUGGCCCAAGAGGAGCUUCAGCUGUACAAGAGUGGGAUUCUACCUCAAUCUGAACCCGCCAUGGUUGACGUGGAUCUGGGCACGCCAGCAGCCACAGAGGAUAGUUCAUCCACAAUAAAUGAGAAGACAACUAUAGGAAAACUGUUUUCAUUCAGGAGAAAAUGAAAGGAAUCCUUAAGACGAACUCUCUGUUUCAGAGGCAAAUGGGAUGAGCUUUAUCUGCACAAUUUCUAACCACUUUUGUAAUUAAUUAUUGUUGUUUGCACAAGUAAGUCUAACAAUAUUUUGUAUCAUUUUUAAUCUAAUAUGAUUUUUAGUAUUACAAUACUGGAGAAGCUGAACUAUAAAUAUGUUUAGGUAACUGGAAAGUAUUAAGUUAGAGUCAUUCCCUGUUCACGCAUUUUUUAAAAAUGUAUUUUUGCUCAUUUAAGUUUGGUCUUAAAUCAUGAAGUAAACAAAUAGAUCAAAUAUGGUCCCAUCCAGUCAAUCUUAACAAAACAAUGCAGAUUUUAUUUUUAUUCCUGGAAUUUUGGGGCUAUUUGCUAUUGAAGUGUUGUAAAUGUUGCAGGUUAUGAAGAAAUUAGGAAAAAAAUACCACUCAGGCAUAAUGUGUGAUAUGAUUUUCUGUUUUUACAAAUAAAAUCUGCAGAAUGGGUCAUGCUUUUGUACCAUGAUCUAUUAACUCUGAUACUCCAUAGUACUGUUAAAAUACUAAAUAUUCACCUGUGUACAAUUCAGUCAAUCUCAAUAUAAAUGCAAUUGUUUAAAGAAGGCCUCAGAGGUUUGUUGUUCAUAU